Molecule: messenger RNA, 3252 nt
Organism: Penicillium daleae
Lineage: Eukaryota; Fungi; Ascomycota; Eurotiomycetes; Eurotiales; Aspergillaceae
Product: RIC1 family protein
Exons: 6
Coding region: 1-3252 (1083 amino acids)
Biological process (GO): intracellular protein transport; retrograde transport, endosome to Golgi
Cellular component (GO): cytosol; Golgi membrane; Ric1-Rgp1 guanyl-nucleotide exchange factor complex
Source: RefSeq, a predicted model, not a curated record
AUGUACUGGCCUAAUGGAGUGCCCCGGGUCUAUGCGGUCAACGGCCCUAACAUUGCCCAUGUCUCGGACGACGUGAAUCGCCGUGGCACCAGCAGUUCCUUGGAGGAGGAACGACGUUCUAUAGACUCCAAAGAGUCAACAUAUGGCGCUCACGACUCGGAGAAUCCAGAAAGACGGGGUAAUGAUCUCAACCCCGAAGUGCCCCCGUCCGAAGCGGAUGCCUCCCAAUGGGAGCAAGAAGCUAUCAGUGGCCUAUGUGUUUCUCGCUCAGGGCAUAUGUUUGCAACCAUAACUGAAUCUUCUAUUUCAUUAUGGCAGACCAGGCCCACGGCAGUCGUAGCUGCGAUAGCUCGGUCCGCAUACUCGCUGAAGACUUACGGGCCAAAUGUGGCAAUUCUCAUGCAUCCUGAUUCGACAAUUCUUGUCGUGCAGACUCUCAAUGGAUACCUCCUCACCUAUUCGGUUGCUUCGGACCCUGCGACGCGAGUCUACCAGCAAAUGUUCGACCACUCUACGCAUCCACGCCGCCAACAGCUGGCGCAUUUCUCGGCCGUCGAAGAGGCAAACGUGGUGGGGGACAUAAGUAUCAGGUUCCGGAUGGCAAUCAAGAUUGAGUCAGGGAUUGUAAAAGCAUUAGCGCUGGACCAGGAGCUCAUCGUCGCCACGUGCAUCCGUUGGGCUCCGGAAGCCAGCGGAACACAGACCAAAUCUGAAAUGCUGAACCGCAUAUUGAACGUACCAAAAAAGGUCUCGGUUGUCGACAUGAUCUAUGACCGUGCCAUGAAUCUUUUAAUCUGGCUCACCAGCAAUGGUCAGGCCUAUGCCGUUCAACGGGUGCCUGGGGUGCAAGAGGAAUCCGAUGCGCCUAAAAAGCUGUUCCAUGGUCACUGCUUCCAUGACCCCAAGGGCGACGGUGAAGAAGCUGUCAAUGUGGCAGUCAAUGCGCGGUUCUCCCUACUUACGGUCAGUUGCGCAAACGGCGAGGUCCUGGUUUACACUGCCAAAGAUUACACAGGGAAUGUGCCACUUUCCCAGAAGUUGGAUCCUCCCGCAUCUCCUUCAUCUACCGGAAAAUUGACGUUUAUGAACUACUCUCCCGAUGGAUAUUGCCUGUUUGCUGGCUACGAGAAAGGGUGGACAACAUGGAGCGUCUUCGGGAAGCCCGGCGGUAACAGCUUCUCCGUCGACCCUGCUUUGGCAACAUCGAACGGGGAAGAUUGGCUCACAGGUGUCUCGAAUGGUUGCUGGAUAGGCGGCGGGUCCGAUAUCAUCUUGUCCGCGCAGAAUGAUCGGCGUCUCUGGAUACUAGAGACAGCGCGCAGCGCCUUGACAGGAUGCUUUUCCGCUGCGAAUCUGGCUCGAGGGUUGCUCCAGACAGGGACUGAAUUCAUAUUAUAUCGUGGACAUGACCUGCCCGAUCUGAUGACUAUCUCCGGCAAGGAUUCACUCUGGCACCACGCCCAAUAUCCUCCUGCAUAUCUUCACUCGCAGUGGCCUAUUCGAUCCUGUGUGGUGUCUCAGGAUGGGAGGUAUGUGGCAAUUGCUGGUCGACGUGGAUUGGCGCAUUACAGUGUCAACAGUGGCCGGUGGAAAGUCUUCGAGGACUCUAAAGUGGAGAACUCGUUUGCCGUCCGAGGAGGCAUGUGUUGGUACGGGCAUAUCUUGAUCGCGGCUGUUGAGAGCGAUGGCUCAUACGAGCUGCGUCUUUACUCGCGCGAGAAUGCCCUGACGAAUAGCUCCAUCAUGCACAUCGAAUACCUCCCGUCACCUGUGGUCUUCAUUGGUCCCUCUGGGGAGGACUCGCUCUUAGUCUACACUUACGACAACAUUCUUUAUCACUAUAUCAUCAAUUCUAUGCAGACACACAUAACCCUUGUUCCAGUUGGGCAGAUUGCCUUUAACGGAAUUGUCAGAGCACCUACUCGAGUCCGAGCAAUCAGCUGGGUCUUGCCUGAGGAUCAAAUGCGAAAUGGCGAUCCCUCUCAGGACGUGAAGGUAGCGUCAGUGCUCCUACUAGUUGAUGGUAACCUUGUUCUCCUUCAGCCCACAGUGACGGACACUGGCGAUCUCAAAUACGACAUGCGUAUCAUCUCCCAUGACGUGGAGUAUUAUAUCCUGAUGCGCGACCAGCUUUCCUUCAAUUUCUCGUCUCAGGUCGACGAGUCUCUGCCAUCCAGCCCCUCUGCCGAUAUGGCUCUCGAGCCAUCAUACAGUAGCCUGUCGCUUCGAGACUCCUUAUGGAUGUUCCAAGGAAAGGAUCUUCUAGCUUGGAAUGACGUCCAAGACAUACUUCAGCAAGAGAUGCUGCCGACACCGCUCAACAUCCCAUUGGAUUUCUAUCCACUGUCGGUGAUCCUGAAUAAGGGUGUCGUGCUCGGGGUAGAAUCCGAAGUGACACAACGGCGAGACGUCACCUUCACAAGCCUAAAAUUCGCCAUUCGAACACACCUUUUCCUCCCGUACUUCCUGCAAUACUGCCUCGUCCACCUUGGAACACCAGCUGCGCUCUCCCUAUGCCGACACUUCUCUCACCUGUCCUAUUUCGCCCACGGUCUCGAAAUCUUACUCCAUCACGUCCUAGACGAUGAAGUAGAUAACGAAAGUCGUGCAAACAAGGCUGAUGGCCUGGUAGCCCGUGAAGAACCCCUUCUACCUACCGUCAUCACCUUCCUCCAGGCAUCGCUACCCACCCGUGAAUAUCUCGACAUCGUCGUACAAUGUACACGCAAGACAGAACUCCGAUUCUGGCGCACCCUCUUCACAUACCUUCCCCCACCAAAGGACCUCUUUGAACAAGCCCUCAGACUCGACUCGCUCAAAACAGCCGUUGGCUAUCUGCUCGUGCUGCAAGCAUUCGAGGAUGAAGAGGAACAUGGCCAUGACGGGCACAUUGAAGAAUACGUCGUCCGCCUCAUCGGCCUGGCUUCUCAAAAGGGCGACUGGGAGCUUUGCGGUGAGCUUGCCCGAUUCUUGAUUGCCCUUGAUUCCUCGGGCGAAAUGCUGCGGCGUGCAAUUGGUCGCGUCGGUUUGCGUUCCAGCCCGAGGCCGUCGCCGAAUGGUAGCCAUUCGGGCUUGGGGUCGAGAACCGCGUCAGCGGCCAGUGUGAGGGGUCUUGGGUUAAGUCUUCCGGCCCGCACGCCGUCUUGGACAUCCCUUUCUCCGACUGCCUCGCCCUCUCUACUAGAAAAUGGGCGUGAUGGAGAGCUGUCUGACGAAUACUCACACUCUGUGGAUAGCCGUGACGGUUCAUGA